This is a messenger RNA of Harpia harpyja (harpy eagle), 1013 nucleotides long. It is a transcript of the gene SELENOM, whose product is annotated as selenoprotein M. NCBI's taxonomy places the organism in Eukaryota, Metazoa, Chordata, Aves, Accipitriformes, Accipitridae. Gene Ontology annotation, cellular component: endoplasmic reticulum lumen. Gene Ontology annotation, molecular function: oxidoreductase activity. The transcript is spliced from 5 exons. The record is from RefSeq and is a predicted model, not a curated record.
GCGGCGGCGGCGGCGGCGGUGGUGGCGGGAUGCUGCGGGCGCUGUCGCUGCUGGUGGCGGCGGCGGCGGCGGCGCUGGCGGUGGAGGGCGGCCCGGGACCCCCCCGGCUCCGCGGGGCCGAGCUGCGGGACCUGGCCCGGGGCAAGGUGGAGACCUGCGGCGGGUGACGGCUGAACCGCCUGAAAGAGGUGAAGGCCUUCGUCAGGCAGGACAUCCCCCUCUACCACAACCUGGAGAUGAAGCAUCUGCCCGGUGCUGACCCUGAACUUGUGCUCCUCAGCCACCGAUACGAGGAGCUGGAGAGAAUCCCCCUGAGUGACAUGACCCGGGAGGAGAUCAACCAGCUGCUGCAGGAGCUGGGCUUCUACCGCAAGGAGACGCCUGAUGCCCCCGUGCCUGAGGAGUUCCAGUUUGCCCCUGCCAGGCCUCUGUCCACCCUGCCACCCCUGCAAGUUCCUGCUGCCAAUGGCAAGACCCCACGCGAACGUGAUGAGGGAGAACACCCAGACCUCUAGCGAGGGGUGCCGUGCUUGGGAGAGGGUCCUGCGGCCGGUCCCCAGCAUGUGGGAACACGAGUGUCACAGCAGCUGGGGACGCUGCCGUGGGGUGAUGAAGGUGCCCCCGCUGUUGCUUGGUGCUGUGCGGCCUCUGCCCCGACAAUGCCCUGAGCAGCUCCGGCCUUGAGCAGGGGCUUCCUGGGCAUUGUGGGCAUUCUGGAUGUCCACAUGCCUGUCAUUGCCCUCCCUGACCUGCAGCCUGGCAUCCCUGGCUGGUUGGGAGGAGCAGUGUUCUUUGCGCUCCCUUGCCGUGCCCCAGGGUUUAGCUGACUCCCGGCACUGGGCAGCAGUAUCCUACCUGAGUGGGACAGGAUGAAACCCUCAGCAGAAAGCCCCAGGUGCUGAGGGUAGAUGUGCUGAGUCCCGGAGGUAGGAGAGCUGCCCCCGGGGGGGUAUGGCUUUACACCCCACCAGGGUUGUCUCGUAUCGAGCCACCAGUAAAGCCCAUGCGUACAA